Molecule: messenger RNA, 2687 nt
Organism: Salvia hispanica
Lineage: Eukaryota; Viridiplantae; Streptophyta; Magnoliopsida; Lamiales; Lamiaceae
Product: heat shock protein 90-5, chloroplastic-like
Biological process (GO): protein folding
Molecular function (GO): ATP hydrolysis activity; ATP-dependent protein folding chaperone; ATP binding
Source: RefSeq, a predicted model, not a curated record
AACCCUCCACCCCUUCCCUUAAACCCCAUUUUCACUUCGCAACUCUCACUCCUCUUAUCUACUUCACCUCCAACCUAUGCUACCUAACCACGCGAAUUAGCCCCCUUUUUCAUCUAAAUCGAUUGACCCACCAAGGAAAGAGAUUGAAUUUCAGACGAAAACACCAAGAUUUCAUCUGCACUUUCUCUAGAAAUUGACAAGAUGGCGCCUGUGUUGAGCAGAAGUCUGGCCUCCGCCGCGAUGGCCGUAACCCCAAAUAUGUCGUCCUUUUCUAUCAAGAGUGGUGGGAAAAGCAAUAGGGGUUUUCUGAGAAGCGCUUUUCUGCCUAAUUGUGGGCUAAAGAACACUUUUUUAAGGAGGGGGGUGGAGUGGAAGGUGGAGGGGCAGCGGAGCGGAGUGGUGGUGAGAUGUGAAGCCGCCGCCGUGGCUGAGAAGGAGGCUCCGGAGAGCUCUGCAGAAACAUUUGAAUAUCAGGCGGAGGUUAGUCGAUUGAUGGACUUAAUAGUCCACAGCUUAUACAGCCAUAAGGAAGUUUUUCUUCGGGAGCUUGUAAGCAAUGCAAGUGAUGCUCUCGAUAAAUUGAGGUUUUUGAGUGUGACUCAGCCGGAAUUACUUGGAGAUUCAGGUGACCUAGAGAUUCGUAUCAAACCUGAUCCGGACAAUGGGACUAUUACCAUAACGGAUACUGGUAUUGGAAUGACAAAGGAGGAGCUGAUAGACUGUCUUGGAACCAUUGCACAGAGUGGCACUUCUCGAUUCCUGAAGGCGUUGAAGGAGAACCAGGACCUUGGGUCUGACAAUAGCUUGAUUGGUCAAUUUGGUGUGGGGUUCUAUUCUGCUUUUCUGAUUGCCAAAAGGGUAGUCGUGUCAACAAAGAGCCCCAAGUCUGACAAGCAGUAUGUUUGGGAAUCUGUCGCUGAUAGCAGCUCCUACUCAAUUAGAGAGGAAACUGAUCCCAGCAAGCUCAUCAGCCGAGGCACCCAGAUCACUCUUUAUCUCAGGGAUGACGAUAAGUAUGAGUACUCCGAGCCUAUGAAGAUCCAGAGUUUGGUCAAGAAUUAUUCACAAUUCGUAUCAUUCCCCAUCUAUACCUGGCAAGAGAAGUCAAGGACCAUUGAGGUAGAAGAAGGGGAAGAACCAAAAGAGGGAGAAGAAGUACCCGAGGGAGAGAAGAAAAAGGUGAAGAAGACCAAAACUGAAAAAUAUUGGGACUGGGAAUUGACAAAUGAAACAAAACCUAUAUGGAUGCGCAACCCGAAGGAAGUUGAAAAAGAACAAUAUCAAGAAUUUUACAAAAAGGCAUUCAAUGAGUUUUUGGACCCACUUACUUAUACCCAUUUCACCACAGAGGGUGAGGUGGAGUUCAGAAGUGUGCUCUACAUUCCUGGAAUGGCACCUCUUAACAAUGAAGAAGUUAUCAAUACCAAGACAAAAAACAUCCGUUUAUAUGUGAAACGUGUAUUUAUUUCAGAUGAUUUUGAUGGUGAACUGUUUCCAAGAUACUUGAGCUUUGUCAAGGGUGUGGUGGACUCGGACGACCUUCCCCUAAACGUUUCCAGGGAAAUUCUUCAGGAGAGCCGAAUUGUGAGGAUAAUGAGGAAAAGACUCGUUAGGAAAGCAUUCGACAUGAUUCAAGAUCUUUCUGAGAGUGAGAGCAGCAAAGAGGAUUACAAAAAAUUCUGGGAGAAUUUUGGUAAGUUUUUGAAGCUGGGUUGCAUCGAGGACACUGGGAACCACAAGAGAAUAACACCAUUGUUGAGAUUUCUGUCUUCCAAGAGCGACGAAGACCUGAUAAGUUUGGAUGAUUAUAUCGAGAACAUGGGUGAGAAUCAGAAGGCUAUCUAUUACUUGGCAACUGACAGCUUAAAAAGUGCUAAAUCUGCUCCUUUUGUGGAAAAGUUAAUACAGAAAGGCAUUGAGGUGCUUUACUUAGUCGAGCCAAUUGAUGAAGUUGCGAUCCAGAAUUUAGAUACAUACAAAGAGAAAAAGUUUGUUGACAUCAGCAAGGAAGAUCUGGAGCUUGGUGAUGAAGAUGAGGUGAGCGAAAGGGAAAAUAAGCAAGAGUAUAAUCUCCUCUGUGAUUGGAUCAAACAACAGCUUGGCGAAAAGGUAGCUAAAGUGCAAGUCUCGAAACGUUUAGCCUCAUCCCCUUGUGUGCUGGUUUCCGGCAAAUUUGGAUGGUCAGCUAACAUGGAAAGAUUAAUGAGAGCACAAACACUUGGUGACCAAUCGAGUCUCGAAUUCAUGAGGGGUCGAAGAAUACUUGAGAUCAAUCCAGAUCAUCCAGUCGUCAAGGAUUUAAACGCCGCUUGCAAGAACGCCCCUGAGAAUGUAGAUGCCAAGAGGGCUGUCGAACUUCUAUACGAUACGGCCUUAAUCUCCAGUGGAUUCACUCCUGAUAGCCCUGCCGAGCUCAGCAACAAGAUAUACGAGAUGAUGGCGAUGGCCCUCGGUGGAAGAUGGGGGAGAUCAGAGGAUGACGAGGAGGGCGAAGGUGCUGACCCGAAUCCCACCUCAGAGGCUGACGAGGCUGUUGAAUCCCAGGUCGUCGAGCCUUCGGAAGUGAGGACUCAGAGUGAUCCUUGGAGUGACUAAAUUUUUGUGCCACAAUUGUAAGAAACAUACAUGGUAGGGCUUCUGAUGAUGCAAAAUUUUCUAAAACAUUUUAUUAUUUUACUUUUUUACAA